GACGCUCUCUUCAGGACUCUGUUUAGAGGCUACAGCAAGUGGACUCGUCCAGCGCAGAACGCCACAGAUGUGGAUGAGAAGAAUCAGAUGAUGACGACCAACGUGUGGCUGAAGCAGGAAUGGACGGAUUACAAACUGCAGUGGAGUCCGGCGGACUUUGACAACGUAACGUCAAUCAGAGUUCCCUCUCAGCUCAUCUGGGUGCCGGACAUCGUGCUGUACAACAAUGCUGAUGGAGAGUUCACCGUUACCCACAUGACCAAAGCCCAGCUCUUCCACACCGGCCGGGUCCGCUGGGUUCCCCCGGCCAUCUACAAGUCCUCCUGCUCCAUCGACGUCACCUUCUUCCCCUUCGACCACCAGAGCUGCAAGAUGAAGUUCGGAUCCUGGACGUACGAUCGCGCCAAGAUCGACCUGGAGCCCUUUGAGACCACGGUGGACCUGAAGGACUACUGGGAGAGCGGAGAGUGGGCAAUUGUCAACGCCGUGGGCACCUACAACACCAAAAAAUACGACUGCUGCCACGAGAUCUACCCCGACAUCACCUACUACUUCGUCAUCCGGCGCCUGCCGCUGUUCUACACCAUCAACCUCAUCAUCCCCUGCCUGCUCAUCUCCUGCCUCACCGUGCUGGUCUUCUACCUGCCGUCGGACUGCGGAGAGAAGAUCACGCUGUGCAUCUCCGUGCUGCUGUCGCUCACCGUCUUCCUGCUGCUCAUCACGGAGAUCAUCCCGUCCACGUCGCUGGUCAUCCCGCUCAUCGGCGAGUACCUGCUCUUCACCAUGAUCUUCGUCACGCUGUCCAUCAUCAUCACGGUGUUUGUGCUGAACGUGCACCACCGGUCGCCGGAGACCCACAGCAUGCCCCGCUGGGUCCGCAGGCUCUUCCUCUCCGCGGUGCCGCGCUGGCUGUGCAUGAAGAGACCUCAACACGGACUCAGUCCUCCACGGACUUCCACCAGGGAUAAACGGGAGUCAUGGGAGGCCAAGCGGGUGUCAAUGGACCUCAGAAUGUCCUCGGUGGUAUUUCCUGGAGGAGAAAUUGCUCCAGGGGAAUCCUCAGGACGGCGGUACCAGCUCACAGAGAAACACCUCCCUGAAUCCACCUGGGUCACGCAGGUGGAUUCCACCGCUUAUCUCCAUGGUUACCAGGAUGAGGACGGUUGCCACUCCUUGAACAUGGAGGGUGAAGUUGCCCACGGCGACGUUUACCCAGACUCUCACGGCCUGGUGAGUCUCGGGCUGCAGGUAUCUGGCCGGCAGAGGAGCAGUUCCCCGUCUCCUCCCUCCCUCCGGCCCAUCAGCCUGGACUGGGAAUCCCCUGGUGUGAAGCGCCGCACCGUCCAGAGAGAGUCGGCCUCGUUUCUGUCCCCCGCCGUGGUGUCGGCGCUGCAGGGCGUGGCCUACAUCGCGGAGCAUCUGAGAGCGGAGGAUGCAGACUUCUCAGUGAAGGAGGACUGGAAGUAUGUGGCCAUGGUCGUAGACCGGAUCUUCCUGUGGAUGUUCAUUAUCGUGUGUCUGCUGGGAACUGUCGGGCUCUUCCUGCCUCCAUGGCUCUCCGGGAUGAUUUAG
Messenger RNA from Cololabis saira (Pacific saury), 1572 nucleotides. Its product is annotated as neuronal acetylcholine receptor subunit alpha-2-like. NCBI's taxonomy places the organism in Eukaryota, Metazoa, Chordata, Actinopteri, Beloniformes, Belonidae. Gene Ontology annotation, biological process: regulation of membrane potential; signal transduction; nervous system process. Gene Ontology annotation, molecular function: acetylcholine-gated monoatomic cation-selective channel activity; transmembrane signaling receptor activity. The transcript is spliced from 8 exons. The record is from RefSeq and is a predicted model, not a curated record. Gene Ontology annotation, cellular component: postsynaptic membrane; synapse; neuron projection. The coding region runs from base 88 to 1572 and encodes 494 amino acids.